Capronia coronata CBS 617.96 is the source of this 1722-nucleotide messenger RNA. RefSeq lists its product as uncharacterized. The record is from RefSeq and is a predicted model, not a curated record. The transcript has 3 exons. Bases 1 to 1722 code for a protein of 573 amino acids. NCBI's taxonomy places the organism in Eukaryota, Fungi, Ascomycota, Eurotiomycetes, Chaetothyriales, Herpotrichiellaceae. Gene Ontology annotation, biological process: intracellular transport.
AUGUCCUCAGAUAUCGGGGCUGAGAGGUCAGUCCAGGACUUAGAACACUCGGAAGACAUUCACGACCAAACACCUCCAGAAGGUAGUUCCGAUGGUGAGGGCGGGGAACGAACUGCGAGAGAAAAAUUGAAGAAAACCUCCAUUGCCGGCCUGGCACAAUCAUCCAAGAGUAAGUCUGGUGAGGCCGACACGACCACUGCGCACCCUUUGAGCGAAUCAACCAACGCAGAUGCUCUGCCAGAAAUGCAUACCGAAGAUGGAUUCCGAGGCCGACCAUCCAAAAAGCGAUCCUUUGAGGAUCUGCAAACUGAAGAUCCCGCCGCCGGCGUAGAGAACGGAGGUCCUCCCUUACCAAAGAAGGGGCUACAUAAGAGAAUGAGGUCGAGAGAAAUCUCCGGCGAUGAUCCUGUCCAAGGACUGGAGAAGCUGGAGGAUAUUGCAAGUCCAGUUCAGGAGGAGAGCGAUACGGAUGCACAAAAAUCUCCUGGUGGACCGGGAGUCUUGGUCGCGGCACCGCAGAAGGAAGAAGAGGACAGUGCAGCUGACGACACUAACACCAAGGAUACAAAAGUCGGAUCAGAUCAUGAAACCGAUGGUAGCGCCGUGGCUGCGAAGGAUGAGACUUCCAGCACUACGAAGACCACCACCACAUCUGAGGAACCACAGUCCAAGCCAGCAGUCCCCCCGUCAUCCGGGUUUGCCAACUUUGCCGCUGCAUCCCCGUUCAGCAAUUUCAAACCAACCCAAUCGCCAGCUAAGGAGACGGCGACCUUUUCAUCAACGGGAAAAUCCACCUCCACCUCGGCAUUCGCUUCAUCUGGCCUGUCAGCCUUCGCUUCGUCGGAAAAGUCACCAUUUGGCACGGUUGGGUCCACAGCCAAAUCCUCGGGAGGCUUUGGCGGAGUAAGUGGAGGGCAGAGUGCUUUUGGGUCGUCUUCCGCCGGCCUUGGGGGCGCCUCACCUUUUGCAACCAAGCCCGUAUCUGGGUUCGGCUCCGCCGGCGGCUUUGGUUCUGCCAGCGUUUUUGGAAGUGGAGGAUCUGGAUUCGGAGCCCCAAAACCCUUUGGUGGCGGGUUGUCGUCCUUUGCAGGUCCAGCCGGAGCGGCCAGCUCAUUCGGUAAAGCAAAGCCAUUCGGAACCGCGAACCAGGAUGAGGAAGAAGGAAGUGAAGAUGGUGGAGACGAUGAGGAGAAGAAAGAAGGCGACGAAGAUGCACAACAAGAUCCCCGGUUCAAGCAGCAAGAGGUGGAAACGGGUGAAGAAGGAGAGCAAACCAUCUAUCAAUGCCGAGCGAAGUUGUACCACUUUGACAAGGAGUGGAAGGAACGUGGGGUUGGAGUGUUCAAGGUCAACAUCCGUUACGAAAGCAAGGCGAUUGGCGACGAGGCCGACAGCAACAGUGAUAGCGAGGAUUCCGAGGACGAAGCCAAGGAAAAGGAAGAAGGGGAUGUUGAGGCCGGUGGCCAGUCGGCAUUUUCUCCGGUCGAGCGGAGAGCUCGUCUGAUCAUGCGCACGGAUGGAGUGCAUCGAGUGGUUCUCAACACCCCUGUUUUCAAGGACAUGAACGUCGGCACCUCUGAUGGUAAAGAACCGAGUGGGAAGACGAUGCUUUUCACAGGACUGGAGGAGGGAAACCCGUCACUUUUCCAGAUCAAGGUUGGCAAAGAGGAUGCGGUCAAAGAGAUCUACUACAAGAUCCGAGAAUUGAUUGACGACUUGUAG